CAAUAGUAUGUAAACAAACAAAAGCAGUCAAAGUUAUCGAACUCGCUGAAAACAAAAUUUAUUAUUUGUAAAUCUUAAAUUUUUUAUUUGUUUAUAAAAAAUUGCAUGAAAUUAUUAAAUUUAAACAAUUAAGUUAACAUGUCUCACGAUUUGUGUUCACCUUUUAAUUGUAACAUUUGUUUAAUGUUAAAAAGUCAUCAAACUUUAGAGGAGCGCGAAUUGUCGAUAUCUCAAGAAAUUUUAAAAUUUUCCCAAUUAUUAAGCUGUUCAGGUUGUCAAUUGGUAAGAUAUUGCAAUCGUCAACAUCAAAAACUAGAUUGGCCGCUUCAUGGAGAAUUUUGUCAAGCGGUACAGAAAAUUAAACAAAACUUAAAUGUUAACCAUCCUUUCCUUAUCAAUGGACAACCGAAUACUCUAGAGGACAUAGAAAAAUGUAUAGUACAAUUGAAAUAUUUGUUAAAGAAUGCCUUGGGUAGAAGUUUGGAGUUUCAAGAAGAAGAGUUAAGCUCUUUUCCUGUCUUUUGUGGUCAAUGCUUUAAGUUUAAACAACUUAAAGUAGUUUGUGAGCGUUGUAACAGCCAGGUCUACUGUACGGAACGGCAUAGGGAGGAGCAUAAAGAAAUGCAUGCUAAAGUUUGUAAUUUAUUGAAGAUUUAUUAUUGUCCCUUUAAAGUCCAACCGGUCAAAGCAGAUUUGUAUUCGAUACAAAAUAGUAAAAUAAUCGAUUUAGAUAAUAUGGAUCUGGUGCAAUGUUUUGAACAAGUAUUUGCCUUAAAAUUGCCUUCGGACCCUAGUCAAAGUUUAAAAGAUUAUCAAUUGUUUUCCUGGGCUGCAGAUUUUAGUUGUAUUAUGUCUAUGUGUUAUGCCAUCAACCAUUUGCAGAAGCUGUUUACAGAUUUAACCAAAUUUACAAUUUUUAUUUUGGGAGCCAGCAUAGAGCCGGUGUUAUGGUUUCAAGAAAUACACUGUAAAGUUUUCUUUCUACAAAAUCCACAAAUUACGGAACUAAUUUUAGAAUUUAUAGGACCAGAAGUAGUGGAACCAUCAGAAAAUAGUAUAAAAUUUAAUUUUCUGGGUUUGGAACGCUUGGUCACCUUUAAAAUCUUUAAGGGUCUUUUUCAAGAUUAUUGUAAAUACUAUCAUGUUAAAGCCUCUCUAAUGAUAGCCUUCAAUUGUGGUUUUUCUGAGUUUUCACAAUGCUAUAACUUAACACCCACCAUAACAAGCUUAAAUGCAUUGGAAACCUUAGAUGUGCCUACUAAUAGCAUCAAUGCCAAAGAUACUUGGUUUCCUGGCCUUAUAGAAAUCUUACAUACCUUUGAUACUCCCAUAGUUUUUACUUCCUUUACCGAACAAGAAUCACAAUUUGAUUUUGCUGCUUUACAGAGUGCUGCUCAAAAACAAAGUUUAAAAGUUCACAUUGAUCGUCUGUUUAAGGUUGCGAAAAAUCCAUUUCAUGAUCUUCGUCCUUUAAGACAAUGGUAUACGAGAGACAAGGAAGAGUUUUACUAUCGCAAUGGUUAUAUACAGGCUAUACGCACCAAAUUGCAAAAGUAAGUUUAAUUUUGUUUUGUUUUUUUUUUUUUUAGUUUAAAUUGUGUUUUUUUUUUUGCAUUUUAUUGCGUAUUGUGUUAGUGAUUUAUUUGAUAUAUAGUUAACGAAAAUGA
Lucilia cuprina (Australian sheep blowfly) is the source of this 1667-nucleotide messenger RNA. RefSeq lists its product as uncharacterized. The transcript is spliced from 3 exons. Bases 139 to 1557 code for a protein of 472 amino acids. Gene Ontology annotation, cellular component: extrinsic component of mitochondrial inner membrane. The record is from RefSeq and is a predicted model, not a curated record. Lineage: Eukaryota; Metazoa; Arthropoda; Insecta; Diptera; Calliphoridae.